Molecule: messenger RNA, 1023 nt
Organism: Dunckerocampus dactyliophorus (ringed pipefish)
Lineage: Eukaryota; Metazoa; Chordata; Actinopteri; Syngnathiformes; Syngnathidae
Product: cyclin-Y-like
Exons: 10
Coding region: 1-1023 (340 amino acids)
Biological process (GO): regulation of canonical Wnt signaling pathway; regulation of cyclin-dependent protein serine/threonine kinase activity
Cellular component (GO): cytoplasmic cyclin-dependent protein kinase holoenzyme complex; plasma membrane
Molecular function (GO): protein kinase binding; cyclin-dependent protein serine/threonine kinase activator activity
Source: RefSeq, a predicted model, not a curated record
AUGGGGGGCAUGGCCUCUUGCUGUGUUCCCUCCACACCGAAGCUUCAAAGGAAAGUUCACUCAAGACUGGAGGAGUACCGAGCGCAACCGGAACCGAGCCUGAAGGAGACUGAAAGCACACUGCAACACAUCAGCGACAGAGAGAAUAUGGAUGAGUUGGACAUGUUGUUCAGUCCUGCAGAUCAUCCACAGACCAGCACCAUGUUCCUCAGCAAGUCCCUCAGUGAUGUGACAGAAAAACAAAGGAUACACUUUAUACGUUACUAUGGUCCUAUCACUAGGUGCAAGUACAGUUCUUGCUCCACCAUCUUUCUUGAUGAGAACACAGUCAGUAGGCCACACCUCAAAUACACCAUAAAAUGUUUGGCACUGGCCAUUUACUACCACAUAAAAAACAGGGAUGAAGGUGGAACAACGCCACUCGACAUUUUUGAUGAGAAGCUUCAUCCUCUUUCAAGAUCCCAAGUGCCACCGGACUACGACCAGCGUGACCCGGAGCAGAGGCAAAUUUAUCGCUUUGUGCGUACGCUCUUCUGUGCCGCUCAGCUGGCGUCCGAGUGUGCCAUUGUCACACUGGUGUACCUGGAGAGGCUGUUGGCGUAUGCAGACAUCUCCAUGAGUCCAGGCACGUGGAAGAGGAUGGUGCUGGGAGCUGUCCUGUUGGCUUCCAAAGUGUGGGAUGACCAGGCCGUGUGGAACGUGGACUACUGUCAGAUCCUCAAAGACAUGGCGGUGGAUGACAUGAAUGAGCUGGAACGUCACUUCCUGGAGCUUCUGCAGUUCAACAUCAAUGUGCCCUUUAGUGUUUACGUCAAGUAUUACUUUGACCUGCGCUCGCUCUCAGAGGCCAACGACCUCAGCAUCCCACUGGAGCCCCUCAGCUGCGACAAGGCCCGCAAACUGGAGGCUAUUUCCAGACUGUGUGACGACAGCUUCAAGGACGCGCGGCGAGCCGCCGGGAAGCACUCAGCCAGUGUGGAUGACCUGUAUAGAGUCACAUGGGUUCCUGCCAUCCUCUCCUAA